UGAACACCGAAGGGCAGGGAUUUUGGUGAAAUGAAAGUGGAAGCAAAGAGCCUGCCGGUUCUACAUCAGAAGUGUAUUUCAGGUCCGGCUUAGAGGAGACUAAAGCCCAUCAGAAGGUACAAGCAAGAGUUCUGUCGCCGUGGACACUGUCACUUUGUGCCCGGCUCUGAAGCCUCAACUCUUGCCAGCCGGACCCCAGGCCCAUGUCAGUGACCCAUGAUGCCGCUCUCCAUGCCCUUCGGGAGGAGCAGGCCAGACUAAAGAGGAGGCUGCAGCAGCUGCAGCAGCGGAGGAGGGAAUUUGGGGACUUCCCUCACCACGACCAGGUCCCAUUCCCGGUGCCCUUCGUCCCCCUGGUGUUCCGAGGACACACUCAGCAGGGCACAGAAGGGUCCAAGCCUUUGGUUUCCAAACUACGGAUCUGCUACCCUCUGCCUGGAGGCUCUGCUCUGGUCACCUUCGACGAUCCCAAGGUGGCCGAGAGGGUGCUGCAACAAAAGGAGCAUAAGAUCGACAUCGAUGAGUGCCGGCUGCGGGUGCAAGUCCAGUCCUUGGAGCUGCCCAUGGUGACCACCAUCCAGGUGUCCACACAGAUAAGCAGGAGGAGUGUGCUGGUCAGUGGGUUUCCUGCAGGGCUCAGGCUGAGUGAGGAGGAGCUGCUGGACAAGCUGGAGAUCUUCUUUGGCAAGUCCAGGAAUGGGGGUGGCGAUGUGGAGAGUCGGAAGCUGCUGCAAAGUGGUGUCUUGCUGAGUUUCACUAAGGAUGCAGUGGCCCAGCACCUGUGCCAGGCUGGCCAGUUUACAGUGCCACUGGGCACGAAAAGCUUCCCUUUGAGAAUCUCUCCCUUCCUAAGUGGGGAGAUCCAGAAGGCUGAGAUCGUGUUCCGGCCAGUGCCCCAGUCAGUGCUGGUGCUCAACAUUCCUGACGUCCUGGAUGGCCCGGAGCUUCAGGACAUCCUGGAGAUCCACUUCCAGAAGCCCUCCCGUGGAGGAAACUUGAUGUGAGCACAGAAGGAGGAACCCUCACCUUCCAGGAGCCCACCUUCCCUUCCACUCUCGGAGGCAACAUCCAGGACCCAGGGUUUGGCUUUUUAUUGACACAACACAAAGGCAGCUUCGGUAACAGUAACGGGGUGGGGUACACAAAAGCAGAAAUCGCCCUUCACACAUUUAGGCCUCAUUUAGACACUGAAGAGGCCGAGCCCCUCCCCCCACCUCCCAUUGGCAAUAGCUGGGCAGUAACCCUCCCUAAUUCCGUAUCAGAGAGCAGAGGGAGUUGUACCCCUGCGCCAGGAAGUCCCCACUUUGGUUCCGGUGGCCCAGGUCCUAACCACCCCCCUCCUUAUUCCCCUGUUCCAUCUCCCCACCCAUGUAAACAAAGUUUGGGGCUGAGUUUGAAAAGCUGCCCUCCUGCUCUGAGAAGGCAGUGGGCCUCCCUUGACUACACAAGAAAUGUGCUUCGAUUUUUACUUUGGUCCCAGAACAAGAAACAGAUGGCAUUGCCUCUCAGAGCUCUGGCUGGUAAAUGCCACACUUAUCUGCAAGGCUGAGAACGCCACCCUGCCUUUUUCUCCUCAACCACCCAGAGAGAAAUGACAGCCCCAGAGACGGGACACGGCACAGACCCCAGGAGGCUAGGGGCUGCCCCCCGCCCCCACUGGCACACACACAGAUUUUUGGCAAUGUUGUGGGACAGCAAAAGCCCACCUCCACCAGAACGAGGAAGGCACUGGGGAGUUCAGGGGUGGAGGAGGAGGUGUGAGACAGGGACCCCCCACCCACCCACACAUGCAAGCACAGGUUUUCCGUUGCUAAGGCACUGAGAACAAAUCCACUAGAACUCAGUGAAGGAUGGGGCGGAGGGGGGGGCUCUGUGUCCCUCCCACAGAGUCGUGACCUAGGGAAGCAGGUCAGAUUCCCACCCUUGUUGUAAGAGGCAACCUUGGUUAAGAGUGGCAGAAAACCUGGAGGUGGAAGAAACCCAGCUGUGCUCAAGGAGACGGGGACCAGAGGACAAGGCCAUGCAACGAGGCAACAGAGUUCAGAGGUGGGCGCCAGUUGGCCUGGGCUGAAGGGACAGGAGGGCGAGACAGGGACAUGCUGGAUUCACACAAAUUGGCCCCAUAUCCUGAGCUGACAUUUCGAUUCUUUGGGGAGGGGAGUGUGGGGCAGGGGCAGGAGGGGAGAUGAGGCAGAGGUGGAAGCACACAGAACUGGACGGAAAAGGACUGGCUAACCUUGGCACAAAAGCAGCACAGCAGGCCCAGGGAAAGGGUGGGGGCAGGAAGCAGCCGGCCUCCCUCUGACCCUCCCUGUCCCCUUGGCAGGGCCCAGACAUCCAAGUGGUCACUUCCCAACCUCUUCGGAGGGCAGGAAGGGGGGAGGGGGCCCUGCCUAAGGAGAAAGAACAGGGCAGGGGAGAGGUCAUCACCACGGAGACCUUCGGGGGCGAGUGGGCAGAGCAUUAUGAGGAGGAUGAAAUGUAAGAGAGUCUGGUGACCAACACAACGUGGCUCCCUAGCUUCUCUCUUCCCAGGUCCCGAGGGUCUGCCAGCCCCGGCCCUAGUUCUCCUUCUCUGGUCCAGGCACCAGGAGGACUUUGCCCACAUUCUUCUUCUCCUGCAUCUGCCUCAUGGCAUCCGCCACCUGGAGAGGAAGACAAGACCCGGUGCCAUCCGGCCCCUCUAGAGAGCCAGCCUAAAGGGGUAGCCCAAGUGGAAGCCACACACAGCGCGGUUGGUCGGCAGCAGCUGCAGCGCAGUCACACUGAACUGGUUCCACCAUGUGCGCGCCAGGGCCAUCAGGUUCCGCUUGGGGCCCGUCAGCAGGUUGGCCAUUCCUGAGGGAUGAGGAGACGCGGCCCGUGAAUCCAGGUGCUGGGCACAUCCCUGUCCAAAUCCAUGCUCAUCCACCCCCUCUGGGCCUCUUGCAAUCAUCCACAGCAGUGCCAGGGAGUGACAGGAUAAUCCCCCACCUGCUGGCUGCCAGGCCCAAAUGGACUCCAGCUGACUCAAAAAUUGCCUGAAUCUUUA
Molecule: messenger RNA, 3031 nt
Organism: Lynx canadensis (Canada lynx)
Lineage: Eukaryota; Metazoa; Chordata; Mammalia; Carnivora; Felidae
Gene: IFI35
Product: interferon induced protein 35
Exons: 9
Coding region: 204-1004 (266 amino acids)
Cellular component (GO): nucleus
Source: RefSeq, a predicted model, not a curated record